This is a messenger RNA of Bactrocera tryoni, 2930 nucleotides long. RefSeq names its product splicing factor 3B subunit 2 (gene Sf3b2). Gene Ontology annotation, biological process: mRNA splicing, via spliceosome. NCBI's taxonomy places the organism in Eukaryota, Metazoa, Arthropoda, Insecta, Diptera, Tephritidae. The transcript has 5 exons. Gene Ontology annotation, cellular component: U12-type spliceosomal complex; precatalytic spliceosome; nucleus. Bases 77 to 2809 code for a protein of 910 amino acids. The record is from RefSeq and is a predicted model, not a curated record.
AAAAGGUUUUUAGCUGCUGUGCAAAAAUCAUUUGCUGUGUUUGAAAAAGUAUUAAAAGUUGUUAAUUAACAAACAGAUGGGUGAUCAGCCUCCACAAAUGUCUAUGCCGCCAGGUGCCGGACCCAUGCAAAGCGGUCCACCACCAUUGCUUGGCAUGCGGCCACCACCAGGUUUGUUACCUGGACCACCGGCACCGCCAAUAUUUCCACCCGGUCUUAAUAUGCCGCAUCAACAACUGCCGCCACCACAACAAAUGCCCCCACCACCACAACAAAUACCGCCACCAACUCAACAACAAUUGCAGCCACCACCACAGCAGUUGCCACCGCCGCCGCAGCAUUCUUUACAACCGCCAUUACAAAUGAAUCCUCAGCAAAUAUCCAUGCAACAAAUGAAUCCUCAACAGAUGCCACCACCACCGCAUCAACAAAUACCGCCACCACAACCAUGGAAUCAGGGGCCACCACCAUCUCGUAUGGAGGUACCCAAUAAUGAGCCGGUCGGUCGGCCCAUUCCACUCAUGUCAAUGCAGGUUGAGAAACCUAAGAGCGGUAACGGUAGUAAUACGACUGGCAGUUCCACAACAUCGGAUAACGUAGGUGAAGCUGAUGAAAGCAGUGAAAAUGUCGAUGACGACGAGAAAAAUAAAAAGCCUACCGAAGUGGUACUCCCUAAAGUGUUGGAAGAUGUUUUGGCAUUAAAAGAUCAGCGCGCGGCUGAAUUUCAUGUGAAUGCAGAAGAUUUUACUUCGAAUGAAGCGAACAGUGGUGGCGUUGGAAAUGCUGGUGUGAUAGGUAAUGACUAUGGUGAUGCUGGUGAUGACUCAGAUGAUGAAGGUGAGGUCCAAAUGAAUGGUGGCAUAAUUGGGAAAGGCGGUAAACAAAGCCGUGCCGAAAAAAAUAAAAAGAAAAAACGUAGAAAGAAGCAAAAUCGCAAACUUAGGCAGCAACGUGACAACGAGCGCAUAAAUGACGCUGACAAUGAUCAAUCAGCCGAAGUUGAUAAUAAAACAGAUGAGGCAGAAGCAGAUGACGACGUACAGGCGGCACGGAAUGAAAAGAACUCGGAUGAUGAAAUUGAAGACAAAGAUAAAAAUAAAUCGAGCAGGAAUAAGAAGGACAGAAAGGGUAUGGAUAGGGAUAAGGAUAAAGAGAAGCAAAAACAAAAAGAAAGCGCUGUUGAAAGGAAAGAUAAAUCGGAGAUUGUCGGUGAUGAUGAUGUGACCAUAGAAUAUAUACCGGAACGCAUAACUAUAGCCGACUUAGCGCCAAUGUAUAGGCAAUUUUAUCGCGUUUUCGAAAUAUUUAAAUUGGAGAACAAACCCAAGGUCACAGAGAAGGACAAAACCACUACGGAGAAUGAAGGUGCAGCUGUUCCCAAAAAGCCAAUAGACAAGAUGCAAGAUGAUGAUGAUGACGAAGAUAAUGAGGAUACCAAAGAGGACAAGGAGAAAUUAUCUAAACGCAAACUGAAGAAACUCACGCGUUUGAGCGUUGCUGAGCUAAAACAAUUGGUCUCACGCCCCGACGUUGUGGAAAUGCACGACGUCACUGCGCGUGAUCCCAAAUUACUUGUACAACUAAAGGCUUAUCGCAACACUGUGCAAGUGCCACGUCACUGGUGUUUCAAGCGAAAAUAUUUGCAGGGUAAGCGUGGCAUUGAGAAGCCGCCCUUCGAUUUGCCAGCCUUCAUCAAAAAGACUGGCAUUAUGGAAAUGCGUGAAUCGCUUCAGGAAAAGGACGAUGCCAAGUCAUUAAAAUCGAAAAUGCGCGAACGUGUACGUCCUAAAAUGGGCAAAAUCGAUAUAGACUAUCAGAAGUUGCACGAUGCCUUCUUCAAGUGGCAGACCAAGCCGCGCAUGACCAUACAUGGUGAUCUAUACUAUGAGGGCAAAGAGUAUGAGACACGUUUGAAAGAGAAGAAACCAGGGGACUUGUCCGAAGAGUUGCGCAUAGCACUCGGCAUGCCGGUGGGCCCUAAUUCACAUAAAAUUCCUCCACCAUGGCUUAUUGCCCAACAACGUUACGGGCCGCCACCAUCAUAUCCUAGUUUGAAAAUACCUGGCUUGAAUGCACCCAUACCCGAAGGCACCUCGUUCGGCUACCAUGCAGGUGGUUGGGGCAAACCGCCGGUAGAUGAAAAUGGCAAACCAUUGUACGGUGAUGUAUUUGGCACAAAUAUUAUGGACUUGGAUAGUGGCAUUGAUGAGGGCGAUAUUGAGCGUAAUCAAUGGGGUGAACUUGAGUCCGAGUCUGAGGAAUCAUCUGAAGAAGAGGAGGAGGAUGGUGAAGAUCUGGCUAAUCAGCCAGACGAUAGCGGUCUCGUAACACCAGCUGAAGGUUUGGUAACACCUUCGGGUUUAACAAGUGUCCCAGCCGGCAUGGAGACGCCAGAAACGAUUGAGUUGCGUAAGAAGAAAAUCGAAGCCGAAAUAGAAGACAAUGACACUCCGGUUCUCUAUCAAGUACUGCCCGAAAAGCGUACCGAUCGUGUUGGUGCUUCCAUGAUGGGCUCCACUCACGUCUACGAUAUAAGUGGCGUUAACAAACCUGCCGCACGUGCCGCUGUCACGGUCGAUCGUGAGGGCACCGUCGAAUUGGCUUUGGAUCCCUCCGAAUUGGAUUUGGAUAAUGAGGCAAUGGCACAACGUUAUGAGCAACAGAUGCGCGAACAACAAAGUCAUCUUCAGAAGGAGGAUCUCUCCGAUAUGUUGGCUGAGCAUGUGGCACGCCAAAAAUCAAAACGUAAACGGCAACAAGCCGACACAACAAGCAAAACAACAAAGAAGUAUAAAGAGUUUAAAUUUUGAAUAUUUCCCAGCAAUCAUUUGUAUAAGCCAAGUAAUAUGAGCAUUGUGUUCGACGGCAUUUGUCUUUGGCGUAUAAAGCAUAAAAUAAACCACAACAAAUUACAUCUCUUAGCUAAUAUUA